Molecule: messenger RNA, 2861 nt
Organism: Trichomycterus rosablanca
Lineage: Eukaryota; Metazoa; Chordata; Actinopteri; Siluriformes; Trichomycteridae
Gene: abhd17b
Product: abhydrolase domain containing 17B, depalmitoylase
Exons: 4
Coding region: 366-1232 (288 amino acids)
Biological process (GO): protein depalmitoylation; regulation of postsynapse organization
Cellular component (GO): endosome membrane; plasma membrane
Molecular function (GO): palmitoyl-(protein) hydrolase activity
Source: RefSeq, a predicted model, not a curated record
CUGGACUGAGCGGAAGGCGGAUCGGUCGGUCGGUGCUCGGUGUUUGUCGGUAAUUAUCGAUCUGUAUGAAUUAUAUCGAUAUUAUUUAUUUCUCUGGAUUGUAGUGAAGAAUCGUGUGGGGUUUGGAGCUGAUGUGGAGGAUACUGGAGGCGCUGGGCCGGAUGGAGGAAGGUCUGGUGUGGAUGGUGAGCUGGUUUAUCACUGCGGAUCAGACGGACGACUGAAAGAUCGAAGCUCCGAACAUCGACGAUUCUUCUCUAACCGUCUUAUUCAUAUCGCGGUUCUCGGUUAUACUGAUCAGUUAUAGAUCUGGAACAUUGCUGCUGUCAUAUUAGGAACCAGGAACUUCCUAAAUUCUCUACAGGAUGAACCACCUGUCGCUGAGCGAGCUGUGCUGCCUGUUCUGCUGGCCGCCGUGCCCGAGCAAGAUCGCGUCCAAGCUGGCCUUCCUGCCGCCGGAGCCCACGUACAGCCUGCUGAGCGACGAGAGCGGCACGCGCUGGACCCUGCACCUGUCCGAGCGCUCCGAGUGGCAGUACUCGACCCGGGAGAAGGACUCCAUCGAGUGCUUCAUGACGCGCACGUCGCGCGGCAGCCGCAUCGCCUGCAUGUUCGUGCGCUGCUCGCCCAGCGCCCGCUACACGCUGCUGUUCUCGCACGGGAACGCCGUGGACCUGGGCCAGAUGAGCAGCUUCUACGUGGGGCUGGGCUCGCGCAUCAACUGCAACAUCUUCUCCUACGACUACUCGGGCUACGGCGCCAGCUCGGGCAAGCCGUCCGAGAAGAACCUGUACGCCGACGUGGACGCCGCCUGGCACGCCCUCCGCAGCAGGUACGGCAUCCGCCCGGAGAACGUGAUCGUGUACGGGCAGAGCAUCGGCACGGUGCCCUCCGUGGACCUGGCGGCGCGGUACGAGAGCGCCGCCGUCAUCCUGCACUCCCCCCUCACCUCGGGCAUGAGGGUGGCCUUCCCCGACACCAAAAAGACCUACUGCUUCGACGCCUUUCCCAACAUCGACAAGAUCUCCAAGGUGACGUCACCGGUGCUGGUGAUCCACGGCACCGAGGACGAGGUGAUCGACUUCUCUCACGGCCUGGCCCUGUACGAGCGCUGCCAGCGACCCGUCGAGCCGCUCUGGGUGGAGGGAGCCGGGCACAACGACGUCGAGCUCUACGGCCAGUACCUCGAGAGACUCAAGCAGUUCGUCAGCCAAGAGCUCGUCAACCUGUAGGGCGCACCUACGUGGUCGCCGGGCGACCGCUGGCGCGGACUCUGUAGCUUUUUGUUUGUUUGUUUUUUUACGGGUUCGUUUGUGUUCAGGACCAGCAGGGUGCCGGCGAGCACCCCGGCUGCCUUCUGAAGGGUGCUGGUGUCGCCGGUACCCAUCUCGACGGGGUCACGACUCCACCAAAAGUAUGUGGACGCCCUCGGGAGCUAUUUGGGUUCUUAUGUUUCAGAUCCAUUGCUAACAGUUGUGUCAUUUUAAUCAUGUAAAAUAAACGAUGUACCUCUGGCUUUGUGGCCCUGACAGAAGAGGCACAAAUUCCCACAGACACACUCCAAAAUUUGGAGGAAAACUUUUGAAAAGAAGGUUGCGCGAUUUUUGGCAGGAGCGCGCUUGCAGGAGUACAAAAUAAUCUGGUCAUUAUAAAAUGGCAGAUGGGCACAAAUUCCCACACACACACUCCAAAAUAUUACAAUAAGCCUUCUCAAGGAGAGGGAAGGUUUUGAAAUAGGAUGUCCACCAAAUUCCACAUACUUUUGGCCAUAACGUGCAUUUUUGCGGGCAUUUGUUGUGCCAAGUGUUUGUGAGUUGGUACGUGACGGGCACGGUGAGGUCGCUGCCCAUUUGCCCCUUACGUCCAGCGUGCCCUUUUGGUUACCACGUUACAUGGCUGGGAGUCAACCCCAGGAGUCGACUCCUACACCAAAUUCAGGCGUCCACAUACUUUUGGCCAUAACGUACAGUGGGCCUUCAUUGUGCCAAGUGCUCGUGAGCUGGUACUUGAUGGGCACUGUGAGGUCGCUGCCCAGUUGACCCUUACGUCCGGAGUGCCGUUUUUGUACCAAAUGACACGGGCCCCCCCAGGAGUCGACUCCUGCAUUUUAUGUCUUUUCACAGUGAGUCGAUUCUGAAUUUUUGGAAUCGGUUCUUUUUGCGAUUCGGAGUGCCGUUUUGUACCAAAUGACAUGGCUAGGAGUCGACCCCAGGAGUCGGCUCCUACUUUUUACUCCCUUUAACAGAGUCGAUUCUGAAUCUUUGGAAUCGGUUCUUUUCACGAUUCGGCUGCGUUUUACGAUAUAAAUCCUUGUUUCUCAAUAAAUAAUCGGUUCCUGGUUUAUUUACCGCAUCGCCCUGUGACUUUACAGCUGAUUUUGGGUACGAGGUUGUGCAGAAAGUGAAAAAAAUGUGAAAAUAUGACGGGUUUGUGCCACAGUGUUAGUUAGUUAGCUUAGCAUGACAGGUAGCCGGACUGGUUCAGAUGAAUCAUGUCCUGAAGAUGCUGUUGAUCUGUAGCUGGAAUAUUAAACGUCAUGUAUUAAAUCUGUCUAUUCCAGACGACUGUUUGUAAAUAUUCACAAUUUCUAUAAUGUUUUUGUUUUGUUUUACUAAUGAGAAUACUAACGAUGCAGAUUAAUCCAGAUAGAAAUGAACCGAAUCCUGAUUUUGUGAUGGUCAGCUUAUCAUUAUGGACACUUAUAACUCUUGUACUCGUGUUCAUGAUCUUAUUCUUUCUUAUUUUAUAAACUCCUUUCGUUUUUUUGGAAGGAACCUGUAACAUACAGACGAAAGUCUCGAGGCUAGCUCUAAUAUUAAUAAUAAUAAAUGAACUGAUGAAAUAAAAGAAAUGAAAAAUCA